Molecule: messenger RNA, 993 nt
Organism: Microthlaspi erraticum
Lineage: Eukaryota; Viridiplantae; Streptophyta; Magnoliopsida; Brassicales; Brassicaceae
Source: the annotation of a GenBank genome assembly
AUGGAUCAAGAUCCAGAUCAUAACCCGAAUCAUCACCGACCCAACUUCCCUCUCCAGCUUCUUGAUUCUUCUUCCUCCUCCUCCACUUCCUUAGCCACCAUCCCUUCUUCAACCGAACCUAACUCCGACCCUAACGCUCUCUCCAAGAAACCGCCUCCCAAACGAACCUCCACAAAGGACCGACACACCAAAGUCGAAGGCCGUGGCCGUAGGAUCCGUAUGCCUGCCAUGUGCGCCGCACGUGUCUUUCAGCUCACACGUGAGCUCGGUCAUAAAUCCGACGGCGAAACCAUCGAGUGGCUUCUCCAGCAAGCUGAGCCGGCGGUUAUAGCCGCUACAGGGACUGGAACCAUUCCGGCUAACUUCACUUCUCUUAAUAUCUCACUUCGUAGCUCAAGAUCCUCUCUCUCUGCUGCUCAUCUUCGUACGACUCCGAGCAGCUACUACUUUCAUUCGCCUUCCAUGGCUCAUCAUCAUCAUCAUCAGCAACAGCAACAUCAGGUGCGUCCCAAGAACGAGUCGCAUUCUUCUUCUUCUUCACAGCUCUUAGAUCACAACCAAAUGGGGAAUUAUCUUGUACAAUCAACGGCUGGAUCUUUACCUACGAGCCAAACUCCUACUACGGCGCCGUUUUGGAGUAGUGGUGAUAACACUCAGAAUCUUUGGGCUUUUAAUAUCAAUCCUCAUCAUUCCGGUGACGUUUACAACACGAGCGGUGGUGCUGGUGGCCCCGCCGGAGUAGGAGGAGGAGCAGGAGGAGGAGGAGGAGUCCAUCUGAUGAACUUUGCAGCUCCGAUUGCUUUGUUUUCCGGACAGCCUUUGGCGCCUGGUUACGGAGGAGGAGGAAGCGGAGAACAUAACCAUUACGGAGUUUUAGCGGCGUUAAACGCUGCUUACCGGCCGGUUCAAGAGACGGCGAACCAACAAAACCGUGACGGAGAACAUCAUCACAACCAUCAUCAAGAGGACGGAAGCACAAGUCAUCAUUCCUAG